AUGUCGACCACAACAUCUGAGAGCCGAUCCAACUUGGAUGCCAUCAACGAUCAAAGUACGCCGAUGGAAUAUGUUAAGAUCAUAGAUAAACAAUCAAUAGAAUACGUUAUAAAAAGUGGGUUGGCUGGAGGUAUUGCUGGAUCAUCUGCAAAGACAUUGAUUGCUCCGUUAGAUAGGGUUAAAAUCUUAUUCCAAACCAGUAACCCGGAGUUUCUCAAGUAUAGAGGUCUGUUUAAAGGACUUUAUUUAGCAUCCGGAGCAAUUUAUAGAUCAGAUGGAAUCUGGGGAUUGUUCCAAGGUCAUCUGGUUACUUUACUUCGAGUGUUUCCCUAUGCUGCUAUCAAAUUCGUGGCCUAUGAACAAAUAAGAAGCAUCCUUAUCCCAAGUGAUAUCUAUGAAACUGCUGGAAGACGAUUCUUAGCCGGUUCUUUCAGUGGACUUCUUUCAGUGUUUUUCACAUAUCCAUUAGAUUUGGUGAGAGUUAGAAUGGCUUUUGAAACAAGAAAUUUACCCCAUUCUUCAGCUUACGAAUCCUUACAUCAUCAUAAUCAAUACAUCACUCAUAAAAGAGGCCGUUUGGCCCUGACAGUCUUCACCAUAUUCCACGAGAAACCCCCUCAUCAUCUGAAAGAUCCUCGAUGGGUUAAAUUCAUGAGAAAUAUCAGUCCGGAACCAGUGAUUCAAAUAUCUAAUUUCUAUAGAGGAUUCUAUGCUACUAUAUUAGGGAUGAUCCCCUAUGCUGGAGUAUCCUUUUAUGUUCAUGAUUUGAUUCAUGAUAUCUUUAGAUCAAAAUACCUUUCCAAACUUACAGUCCAGGAGAACUACCAUGCCCUGAAACCUAUAGUUAAAUCAUCUCAUAAUCAAGUCAACACCAGAGACUCCAGAGCUCCUUUAAAAGCCUUUGCACAAUUGAUAGCAGGUGGGUUGGCAGGAUUAUUCAGCCAAACGGCUGCCUAUCCCUUUGAAGUUAUCAGGAGAAGAAUGCAAGUUGGUGGAGUCAUGAAUGAUGGUCAAUUCUUAUCCUUUAAACAAACAGUGAAGUUGAUAUAUCAAGAGAGUGGAGUGAGAGGUUAUUUUGUGGGGUUAUACAUUGGUUAUAUAAAAGUCAUUCCGAUGGUUGCUUGUUCAUUUUAUGUCUAUGAAAGAUCAAAGAAGUUAUUAGGAAUAUAA
Molecule: messenger RNA, 1170 nt
Organism: Lizanozyma spartinae
Lineage: Eukaryota; Fungi; Ascomycota; Pichiomycetes; Serinales; Debaryomycetaceae
Gene: LEU5
Product: coenzyme A transporter
Exons: 1
Coding region: 1-1170 (389 amino acids)
Biological process (GO): transmembrane transport
Source: RefSeq, a predicted model, not a curated record